GGCACCUGCUGGUGCAAGAGCUGCCUCAGCGUGUGCAUCCUGGCGGCCCUCUGCUUCGCCUCGCUGGCCCUGGUGCGCCAGUAUCUGCGGGACCUGCUGCUCUGGGCCGAGAGCCUGGACAGCCUGGCCGGCGUGCUGCUCUUCACCGUGGGCUUUAUCGUCGUGUCCUUCCCCUGCGGCUGGGGCUACAUCCUGCUCAACGUGGCCGCCGGCUACCUCUACGGCUUCGUGCUGGGCAUGGGGCUGAUGCCUAUCCAAGGCUUAGUGGGAGAAUUUCUGGCUAAUCUUCUUGCCAGAUGAAAACUAGCCACAUACUGUUUUAUUGUAUUAUCUUAGAUUCACACACAGCGGAAAGUUGCAAGUGAAGGAAUGUAAGAAAUUCUUUCAUUAUUUUGCAUGGAUGAUUGUGGGAGCGGCAGUCUGGUUGUUUGUGCACAUAGACUGUGUUGGAGCUGUGCUUGAUUUCUUACGCUGUCUUUUACUCAGAUUACAGAUUUGUCACUACCCAACUACCUGAUGGCUUCUUCAGUUGGGCUGCUUCCUACUCAGCUCCUGAACUCCUACUUGGGCACUACCUUGCGUACCAUGGAAGAUGUGAUUGCAGAACAAAGUGUUAGUGGCUAUUUUAUAUUCAGUUUACAGAUUGUCAUAAGCAUAGGACUCAUGUUUUAUGUUGUUCACCGAGCUCAAGUGGAACUGAAUGCAGCUAUUGUAGCGUGUGAAAUGGAAAUGAAGACAUCGCUUGUUAAAGACAGUCAGCCGAGCAUCAGUGGUUCAACCACAUACUGCAACAAAAGGACAAUAGCGUUCUCUGGAGGAGGUGUCAAUAUUGUGUGAUUUCAAGUAUUAAUAAAGUAAGGUUUUGUGAACCUAA
Molecule: messenger RNA, 874 nt
Organism: Phaethon lepturus (White-tailed tropicbird)
Lineage: Eukaryota; Metazoa; Chordata; Aves; Phaethontiformes; Phaethontidae
Gene: TMEM64
Product: transmembrane protein 64
Exons: 4
Source: RefSeq, a predicted model, not a curated record